Messenger RNA from Hyaena hyaena (striped hyena), 2502 nucleotides. RefSeq names its product REC8 meiotic recombination protein (gene REC8). The transcript is spliced from 19 exons. Gene Ontology annotation, molecular function: chromatin binding; protein binding. Gene Ontology annotation, cellular component: cohesin complex; synaptonemal complex. The record is from RefSeq and is a predicted model, not a curated record. Lineage: Eukaryota; Metazoa; Chordata; Mammalia; Carnivora; Hyaenidae. Gene Ontology annotation, biological process: replication-born double-strand break repair via sister chromatid exchange; synaptonemal complex assembly; mitotic sister chromatid cohesion. The coding region runs from base 650 to 2446 and encodes 598 amino acids.
UUCGCCGCGUGCCUCGGGAGACCCUUGUUGCCUCGACCUCGGGCAGGCUGCCUCGUGCCCUGGAACGAGUGCUCCCUAGCCCACCCCCGUUCCCCAUUGGCUCUCGUGGGGGCUGCCGCCAUCUAAUGACGAGGGAGGCGCAAAGCACCCGCGGGCGCGCUCCUUGCGGCAGGAUCUAGUCCCGCGCGAGGGCGACCCCGCCGGGACUACGGGACUACAGGUGCGGAAGCUGAGUGAAAGGCCCAGGCGCCCGGCACCCCUGCGGAGGACCCCGUUCUCCCUCCUCCGGGGCUGGUCUGGAGCCCAGCCCGUCGUACCCUUGGGGAACUCUGCACCUCCAACCUGGAACCCGACCCGAAAGGCCCCAGUAAGUUCGAAGCACCCACGCGGCGUGUGAACCCGCUCAGAGCAGACGGAGGGGGGCGUCCUAACUGUUGUGUGUCGAGUCGGCGCCUCCAUUUAUUCUCGCCUUAAUCGUUUAGCCACCGAUUAUUUAUCGGUUCCUUUAUUUGGCAUUCUGGGUCCACCUCGGUGCCACCUCCCUAACCCCUCUGUUCCAACGGUGUUGGGAAGUUCGGUGCCGCAGAGAAUUCCGAUUGAGAUCCGAACGGGGGCGUGGCGGAGGCGAGGGUGAAACCCCGGCGGGACAAUGUUCUACUAUCCCAACGUGCUUCAGCGCCACACCGGCUGCUUCGCCACCAUCUGGCUGGCAGCGACGCGUGGCAGCCGGCUGGUGAAGCGCGAGUACCUGAAGGUGAACGUGGUGAAGACCUGCGAGGAAAUCCUCGAUUACGUGCUGGUGCGAGUGCAGCCCCCGCUGCCCGGGCUACCGCGGCCCCGCUUCUCCCUGUAUCUCUCAGCACAGCUGCAGAUCGGUGUGAUCCGGGUCUACUCCCAGCAAUGCCAGUACCUUGUAGAGGACAUCCAGCAUAUUCUCGAGCGCCUGCACCGUGCCCAGCUGCAGAUCCGCAUUGAUAUGGUAGAGACUGACCUACCCAGCCUGCUGCUUCCUGACCACCUGGCCAUGAUGGAGACCCUGGAAGAUGCUCCAGACCCCUUUUUUGGAAUGAUGUCUGUGGAUCCCACACUUCCCAGCCCCUUCAGUAUCCCUCAGAUUCGACACCUCCUAGAGGCUGCAACCCCAGAGAGACUUCCUGAGGAGAUCCCUCCUGAAGUCCCUAUGGAGCCUAAGAUGCCAGACAGGGCCCUGGUCACCGUGGUGUCCCCAGAGGCCAUCACCAUCCAAGAGGCAGAGCCCAUACGCAUGCUGCAGAUCGAGGGUGAACAGGACCUCCCAGAGGUCAGCCGGCGAGACUUGGACCUGCUGAUCGCCGAGGAAGAUGAAGCUAUCUUGUUAGAAGAACGUAAAGGCAAGCCUGUCCCGCCACGUGGGGCCCGUGCGGCACUGGAUGAGUACAAGGAGGAGCCCCGGGCCCCGGAGGAAUACAUCACAGUACCCCCGCUCUCGCCCCCAGCUCUCGCACAGGUGGAAGGGGCAGCAGAGCCACUUCCGGUCCCAGCCCCUGAGGAUUUGAAGCCAGUGGCCUGGGAGCCUGAGGCCCUCCUUACUGAGGUGACCCCCCCGCCAGAGCUGCGUCUGCCAGCCCCUCCUAGCCCAGAGAGGAGGCCCCCAGAGGCCCCAUAUCUUGAGAGCCCACCUGCUCGCCGCCGCCGCCGCCGCCAGUUAUUGUUCUGGGACAAGGAGACUCAGAUCUCUCGGGAGAAAUUCCAGGAACAACUGCAAACCAGAGCCCACUGCUGGGAGUGUCCAAAGGUGCAGCCUCCCGAGAGGACCAUCAGAAGCCCCGUGGAGCUAUUCCGAACCCCAACUCACUCUGCCUGGUUACCCCCAGAACUGCUGGCUUUCUGGACCCACUGUGCCCAGCCACCUCCAGAAGCACUCAGGCGAAGGCCACCCCAGGUGCCUGAAGAGGAGGCUGAGGUGGAGGUCACAGCUGAGGAGGAAAGGAGGAGGGCUGAAACUGUGAGCGAUAUCGAGGUCCUGAGAGAGGCCCAGGAGCCCAGCGGGCCCCUCAUGCUGUCUUCAGAGCUCUCUCUAGAAGCAGCCGAGGAGGAGAAGUCCCGCAUCAGCCUAAUCCCCUCGGAAGAACGGUGGGCCUGGGCUGAGGCAGAGCAGCCAGAGCCCCCCGUGCUGCCUGUGGUGCCUGAACUCCCUGAAGCGCCCAUGGAGCUGCCUCUCGAGCUGCCCCUGGAGCCCGAGCUGCUGUCGCUGGAGGCGGUGUAUAGGGCAGUGGCACAGGAGCUGCAGGCUAACAGGGAGCCCGAUUUCAGCAGCCUGGUGUCCCCACUCAGCCCCCGCAGGAUGGCUGCUCGGGCCUUCUAUCUGCUGCUGGUGCUUGCGGCGCAACAGAUCCUUCGCGUGGAGCAAGAGAAGCCAUAUGGGCGCCUCCUGCUGCUGCCGGGGCCACGAUUCCACUGCGGUUAGAACAGAUUCACAAAGCUGCCAGGAUCCUGGUUACAUUAAAUACAUCCUGCCUUGCA